Molecule: messenger RNA, 333 nt
Organism: Ostertagia ostertagi
Lineage: Eukaryota; Metazoa; Nematoda; Chromadorea; Rhabditida; Trichostrongylidae
Source: the annotation of a GenBank genome assembly
AUGUGGGCUAAGCUCUAUAUCAUUGUUAUGCACUACAUUGCUGGUUUCUGUGUUAAGGUUGGAAGUGAAGUCUUACGGAAAGAAUUUGGUUGGAAGAGCGCUUUCUUUGAGAGACUGGAUAUGCCUUCGGCCUAUCCAUGGGAAUACGUUUGGUGUUUUUCUUUCAUUCCAAUCAUUUGUGCCAUGUUGUCGUUCUCAAAGAAUAGGGCAAGGAGUAUUUCCAAUGGUUAUCAUAUGGUACGUGUGUUCUUCGCUGUUGCUCUUCAAAUCCACGGAUUCGCUAUGUACUUUUCGUACCAUCUAGCCGCGGCUUGGACACCGAUGAAACGGGAC